Molecule: messenger RNA, 2743 nt
Organism: Coffea eugenioides
Lineage: Eukaryota; Viridiplantae; Streptophyta; Magnoliopsida; Gentianales; Rubiaceae
Product: protein SCAI homolog
Exons: 9
Coding region: 384-2195 (603 amino acids)
Biological process (GO): DNA-templated transcription
Cellular component (GO): nucleus
Molecular function (GO): transcription corepressor activity
Source: RefSeq, a predicted model, not a curated record
CCACCCACGCCGCCACUGUAAAAGCUCUGACCCCAAAAAGGUCCGUAAAUAUAUUAAUAACAAAACAAAACAAAAAGGAAAAACAAAGAGCAUCUCGAUGUCCACUCCCUCACCCUCUGCUGCUUAAAUACUCUGGUUCUUUCCGCUUUUUGGGAGAAACGGCCUUCAGCUACUGACCUCUGAAAUUCCGUUGGUGAAUUUAUAAAGAACCGCUGCUGGCUGCCCGCUGUAAAUUCUGGUGAAGUAAUGUUACGGUCGAAGAAACAGAUAGAGGCAACGACCUUCUGCUGCUGAGGUGAUGUGAAAGGUUGGGGGUAAGGUAUAUACUUGGAGAAAGAGGAAGAAGAAAUGCUGGGGUGAAUAGUUCUAUUGAGGAAAGAGCGAUGGCAGGGGAGUCUUCAUCAGGAGGUAAUACCGUCGCGAGGACGUUCAAAGCAUUAGUUGAAAAUGCCGAGAGAAAAUUCGCGCGUGUGCGCGACGCUCCGACGUACGCGCGUGGGCCGUAUAGUCACUACUUCCACAGUGUGUUUAAGUCGUACAUGAGGUUAUGGAAGUACCAGCAGGAGAACCGGGCGGAGCUAAUCGGGUCGGGGCUCCAGAGGUGGGAGAUCGGGGAGAUUGCGUCUCGGAUCGGCCAAUUGUAUUUUAAUCAGUACAUGAGAACGAGUGAAGCGAGGUUUUUGAUCGAGGCGUACGUGUUUUACGAGGCGAUUUUGCAUCGGAAGUACUUCGAUGAAGGUUCCAAGAAGGAUAAAGGAGUUAGAUUUAAGGAGUUGAGGUUUUAUGCGAGGUUUUUGAUGGUUUCGUUGAUUUUGAACCGGACGGAAAUGGUUAAAUUGCUUGUUGAUAAGUUUAAAGCUCUUGUCGAUGAUAGUAGAUCCACUUUUCCGGAUACUACGAACUUCAAAGAAUGGAAGCUGGUUUUGCAAGAGAUUCUUCGAUUUACCAAAGCUGAUACAUCCCUCAUAAAUGUUCGACCUUUACGGUUCUGUUCCUUAUUUGAUUCAUAUCCAUCCUCUCUUCCUUAUGUUGCCCGCUUUCAUGCUAAGAAGGUAUUAAAGUUUCGAGAAGCUCUACUAACAAGCUAUCACAAACAUGAGGUCAAAUUUGCAGAACUUACUCUGGACACUUUUAGAAUGCUUCAGUGUUUGGAAUGGGAACCUAGUGGGUCUUUCUAUGAGAAGCAUCAAGUUGAAUCACAAGAGAACGGUGCUUUGGCUGAUCACUCUGCUGCUUCAGGACUCAUCAAUAUAAACCUGGCUGCUGAUAUGACGGAUCCAUCAUUGCCACCAAACCCGAAGAAGUCUAUACUUCACCGCUCUUCUGUCACACAAUUGAUAGCAGUUAUUGCUACCAUUUGUGAAGAGCUACCACCAGAUAGUGUCAUGCUAUUGUACCUGUCAGCUACAGGGAAUGCAGGUCAUGGUAGUGCUUCAUCCAGCGAAAGCUCAGGAAGUUCAAGGAAAUCUUCAAAGUCUAACCACGGUUACCAUGAAAAGAGUAGCUAUCUGCGAGAUAACCAUAUUAAUGGCAUGGGCGACUCAAGUCACUUUUUUGAAAGUUGUUUGUGGUUAGGUCCUAGCAGAGAUGGAGGUCCAAAUAACCUGUAUCCUGGUGAUAUAAUUCCUUUUACAAGAAGGCCUAUUUUCUUGAUCGUAGAUAGUGACAACAGCCAUGCAUUCAAGGUUCUACAUGGAGCAGAAAGAGGAGAAACACCUGCUUUAUUCCUUUCUCCCCUGAGACCAUCAUUUAAGAACCCAGCUGACAGUGACACAAUGCAUUUUGGAAGCCAGUUCACCUUGUUUCUAACUGCUCCUUUUCAGGCUUUCUGCCAAUUAGUUGGGUUCACCUUAUCAGAUGAUGAUGUGGAUGUCCGUACUGAUGCUGACAACAUAAUCUCCACUGCAUUCUCUGAGUGGGAGGUAAUCCUUUGCACAUCAACAAGCCUACAUCUGGUCUGGGCUCAAGUUCUGUCUGAUCAUUUGCUUCGGCGUCUAAUUCUUAGAUUUAUUUUCUGCAGGGCUGUGCUGACAUUCUUUUGCUUACGGGAGAUGAGCGACCAGUAUUUGCCCGUUUGCUUACCUGAAUUUCCCACCUCUCUCUCUCCCUCCUCUGAGGUGGUGUUAUCAGCUGUCUUUCGAAUUGCAAAACACCUCAAGGUUGAAAGGUGUUUUAAUUUCCACGGUACAAGUUAAGGACCGAAAUUGUCAAAUCCAAGAAUGUACGAAAGGUAUACCUGCACUGUCUAUUAGCGUGGAGACUUGCCCUACUUCGGUGUCUUACAAUGGCUCUCGAAAGUUUGCAGUGUUGGCUUUUUUGUGAUGGGCUGAAGGGAGAUGGCACCAUUGGUCAGAUUUGGCCAAGAAAGAUUGUGGGGUUAAUUGUUUUUGCUUGUGCUAUGGAUAUGAUCUAUACGCCAUGUGCAAAAAUAUUCUGGAUUUCAUUGUUGAUGUCGCUGUUGGGUUCCGUUUGUUGAUGGGAGUUUUUUAAGUGUUCAUUGUUAAGCACAGUGGUACAGUAGCUAGCGGUAUUACCGCGGGGGGGGGGGUGUAGAGUUUUCAUACAGUGGCGAAUUUAUUCAAAUAUCUUGUAAAAUAGUAGCAGGCAGAGAGUUAAUAGGUUUUUUUUUGGGGGGGGAGGUGGGGUGUUUAAAUUCUUUCAUUUUCCCAUUCAAUACAUAUGAAGUUCACAUGGUAAGCAGUUGUACAUGAAAAUAGAGUAUUUCCAAAAGACCCUUUUGUCU